Molecule: messenger RNA, 3395 nt
Organism: Etheostoma cragini (Arkansas darter)
Lineage: Eukaryota; Metazoa; Chordata; Actinopteri; Perciformes; Percidae
Gene: arcn1b
Product: archain 1b
Exons: 10
Coding region: 243-1775 (510 amino acids)
Biological process (GO): Golgi localization; endoplasmic reticulum to Golgi vesicle-mediated transport; retrograde vesicle-mediated transport, Golgi to endoplasmic reticulum
Cellular component (GO): COPI vesicle coat; cytosol
Source: RefSeq, a predicted model, not a curated record
UAUGCAACAAGGCCAACGUUUUGUGGCCCACGUCAUUGGUUUUUACAGUGGGCAGUUCUAUUGCUGCUCUUCCGGUGGAGACGUGGCUCUGUACUGCUGCCAUAUUGACGCUAGCUAGCUAACAAUCACACAACUUGGAGUGGCCUUAAUAAUUGCACCUUGCUAUUCUAGAGUGACUAGAAAUCACAAAAAUCGAGAAACACGAGAGACGGAAGAUCCUCGUACCAUAGAGAAAGACCAAAAUGGUGCUGUUGGCAGCGGCGGUGUGCACCAAGGCCGGCAAGGCCAUUGUAUCGCGGCAGUUUGUUGAAAUGACCCGGACCCGUAUCGAGGGUCUUCUGGCUGCAUUCCCUAAACUGAUGAACAUGGGCAAGCAGCACACUUUUGUGGAAACAGACAGUGUUCGCUACGUGUACCAGCCACUGGAGAAACUCUACAUGGUCCUCAUCACUACCAAGAACAGCAACAUCCUGGAAGACUUGGAGACACUCAGACUCUUCUCCCGUGUGAUCCCAGAGUACUGUCGUGUGCUGGAGGAAAGCGAAAUAUCGGAGCACUGCUUUGACCUGAUCUUUGCCUUCGAUGAGAUUGUGGCACUAGGCUACAGAGAGAAUGUCAACCUGGCUCAGAUCCGCACCUUCACAGAGAUGGACUCCCAUGAGGAGAAGGUUUUCCGUGCUGUCAGAGAGACCCAGGAAAGAGAGGCUAAGGCAGAGAUGAGGAGGAAGGCCAAGGAGCUGCAGCAGGCUAGGAGGGACGCUGAGCGCUCUGGAAAGAAGGUGCCAGCUUUCGGCGGCUUUGGCAGUGCCGGCAUGACCAGCGUCUCCUCAGGGUCCAUCAUCACAGACACCAUCGUCGAGCCUGAGAAGCCCAAGAUGACACCAGCUACAGUCAGACCAAGUGGACCCAGUAAGGCCCUGAAACUGGGUGCUAAAGGGAAAGAGGUGGACAACUUUGUCGACAAGCUCAAGUCCGAGGGUGAAACCAUCAUGCCCACCUCAGGAAAGAGAGGCUCAGAUGUAUCUAAAGUUCUACCACCACCGGUCAAUGUGGAGAGUGUACAUCUGCGGGUGGAGGAGAAGAUCUCGCUGACUUGCGGACGUGACGGCGGCCUACAGAACAUGGAGCUGCUGGGCAUGAUCACGCUCCGAGUCACAGACGACAAGAGCGGACGCAUCCGCCUUAUAAUCAACAAUAAUGACAACAAAGGAUUGCAACUGCAAACACAUCCCAAUGUGGACAAAAAGUUGUUCACAGCUGACUCAGUGAUUGGCCUGAAAAACCCAGAGAAGUCCUUCCCUCUCAACAAUGACGUAGGUGUGCUGAAGUGGAGACUACAGUCCACAGACGAGUCCCUCAUACCUCUAACCAUAAACUGCUGGCCUUCAGAGAGUGGUACUGGCUGUGAUGUCAACAUUGAAUAUGAGCUGCAGGAGGAGAGCCUCGAGCUCAACGACGUGGUCAUCAGCAUUCCUGUACCGUCUGGUGUGGGAGCCCCUGUGAUUGGUGAUCUGGAUGGAGAGUACAAACAUGACAGCAGGCGAAACAUUCUGGAGUGGUGCCUACCUGUCAUCGAUGCCAACAACAAGACCGGCAGCCUGGAGUUCAGCAUCGCCGGACAGCCCAAUGACUUCUUCCCUAUCAAUGUGUCCUUUGUGUCCAAGCGCAACUACUGCGACAUCCAGGUUACCAAAGUGACUCACGUAGAUGGCGACAGCUCCAUUAGAUUCUCUUCAGAAACCUCCUUUGUUGUCGACAAAUAUGAAAUCCUGUAAAGAAUAUUCAAAGAAAACCUCAAAAUCAAAAAAAUCACCAACAAAAAAAGUCCAAAUCUAUGCUUCAGAGAAAGAUUGAAGUUUUCUUGCCUGCCCACCCUGUAUACUAUUUCAGAGACUGUGUACAUCGACAGGACUACGUCAGCCCUCUGGCAAACCCUCUUCCUGUGGUGGAGCAGAACAGUGGUGGUGUAUUUAUAUGUUUGUAUGAGAGAGGAUCAUCUAUAUAUAGAGUUAAUUGAACCGGAAAAACAAACAAACACAAAAAAAGAAAACUACACUGAUGCUGUUGUGUAUGCCAAGCAGAACUGCAAAGAGGACUCCAGACUAAGUAGAGGAUGACUUCUGGGGUGCAGGAGAGGCCAGCGGCCUUCUCUCGUCAAUCCAUCUAUAAAACCCUGCCAGGAGGUAGAAAGGGAGAACGGGGACCUGAGGCCACUGUAUCAGUCUCUACUAGAACGAGCGCUAGUAGUUUUCAUCCCCCGACCAUCAUGCAUCCGCCGCCCCCUUUCUUCUUCUUCUUCGGUCACAUUGCAAUGGGUCAUCGAUAAUGGGGUUUUUACUUUCUUCCUUCUCAGAUUUUCCUAUCCGUAAUAACUGCAGAAUUGUAGCUGUCUCAAUCAUUAUAAGCCUGUCACUCUUUAAUAGUUAAACUAUUGUGAUUUGCUCUAUUGAUAUCUCACUUCAGAUAAUUGUUUUUGUUUGUUUUUCUUCUCGUGAUGACACUCGAGUUUUCAGUUUUUCUAGAGGUAACACUUCGCUGAAUGCAAAAUAUGGCUCUGUGCUCAGUAUAUUGUCUGUACUGUCUGCGGUUAUCAUCAAAAUGGUUGUGUCCUUUUAUUUUUAACUUUAAUUUUUUACUGUUCACUGUAUAAUUUGUCAUUGUUUACCACUAAUCUGGAUAUUGAAAUUUAACAGUGAACAACAGGACUUUGAAAGAAAUUGUCAGCUGCAAGGUCUGUUGUAUUUACCAACCAGUAAAUACAACAUUGCAUAUGUUGAAUUUUGUAUCUUUUCUUGUAACACCAUUGCAACUCCCUCGUCACUUUAUCAAAGUGAGGCCAUGUUUCACUCAAGUCCAAUAAUCAGCCCUCAGAUAUCCGAGCACAAAGUGCUUUGAACACAUGGCCCAAGAACAACAUUCAAGCCCUUAAUCUAACAUCCCACAGGGCGUUUUAGAUCUGAGAUUGGAGUGAUGUUUGUUGGCAUAAUAGUGGAAAUAUAAACACAAACACACACACAGCGUGGAUCCAAGGCUGGCGGCCUAACAUGGGACCCAUUCCCCUCACAUCCAAGCUAAGCAGAGAGAAGCCUCGAGCCCUCUUAUUAAACUCUGCUGCUGACACCCCUGUUCACCCACCUAGUCAUCCUUUACUUAAAUUCUCAUAGUGCAUCAACAUUAUUCAAGAUAUAACAUUUGUCUUUCAUGUUAUUGUUUUUUUUUUUUUUUUCAUUUGUACUCCCCAAUUUUCAAUUUAGCAAUGGUUGUGUGGAUAUGGGGUUGAAAAUGACUAGAUUGAGCAUUUUUAACUAAAUUACUGAAGGGGAAUCUUAACAUUCCAGUGUACAAUUAGAAAAAAAGAAUCUUUAAUGGAAUAAAAUGUAUUAUUGAAAAUGUAA